ACGUGGAUAAUGUAAUUGACAGCGGCUCUCAUUCAGGUCAGGAAAGGCCCAGGGAAAGGGGGAUGGACACAACAAGUACUAUUGCUCAGAUAUUUUGGUCUCCGACAUUUGCAAGUGAGGACAUUUCAGGGCCAAUGGGUGCCUCGUUUACCAUCUGCUGUUGUGAUUACUAUCUGAAACACAACCGGGAAGAGAAGAAUGCUAUUUUGUGUAUGCGUACCACCGCAGCUUCCACACAACCAGAGUUGUUAUCCAGUGAGUCCAGCGACAGUGACACAGAAGAGGAGAGCCUUUUUGGGCCCCAGCCUUCGAGAAGGAGGCCACGAAACCACCAGCUGAGCCAGAGGAGCACCGUGGAUCGGUGGGCAUCCACAAACAGAGCCUGGGAGUCUCCCAUCAGGAGAGGAUCAGACAGAGAGUUACAGGAUUUUAUCAGCAUGAGAGACCAGGCUGACCAGGCUACAGAGGAAUGGGAGAAGCUGAAUUAUGACAUCCACACUUUACGCUACGCCAGACGGGAAGUCAGAUCUCGAUGGAAGAAAAUCCUGCUGCUGCUAGGUUAUCAGUGCGAGGUGGAUUCCUUGCUGUGUGUGAAUAGACAGAACCGCAUCAGCCGAGAUCAGGAGCAUCUGAACAAGCAACUGAACUGUUAAAACAGCUGCUGGACCACACCUCGCUGUUUCCUCCUGAAACCGAACACCAGAACACAUACCUCUGUGUCAUGGACCGCCUGGUGUCACUGGACAGUGCUGAAGAUUUUGUCAGACUGGCCAAAGAAAAGUAUCCCAAGAAAGUAGGCUGAGAA
This is a messenger RNA of Etheostoma spectabile (orangethroat darter), 805 nucleotides long. Its product is annotated as melanoregulin. The coding region runs from base 63 to 653 and encodes 196 amino acids. Gene Ontology annotation, biological process: melanocyte differentiation; melanosome transport. Lineage: Eukaryota; Metazoa; Chordata; Actinopteri; Perciformes; Percidae. The record is from RefSeq and is a predicted model, not a curated record. The transcript has 6 exons. Gene Ontology annotation, cellular component: melanosome.